AUGACUGUUGGCCCAAUGAUGCAAACAAUGGACACUUUGGUGGAGAGUGUGAUGGAGAGGAAGACGACGUAUACGUGUGUCUGCGGCCGCGGAUUCAUUGACAAUGAGUUUGCGAUCCAAUGCGAUCACUGCAAAGAGUGGUUCCACGGCCUGUGUGUCAGUCUUUACGAGUUUGAGUCCGAAGAGAUCGACCGCUUCUACUGCACGGCCUGUCACUCACUCGACAAUAGUCUGGUUUUAGUGCCCAAAGCCGUGACCAACAACUGGAGACACAACCCGACGGAACCCAAUCCAACAGAAAAGGCCAUUCAAUCGGGAACUCAAUUAUUCAUUAGUAACCUGAAGAACAAGAAGUUCACGGAUGCGAAGACCGACCCAUCGGUGGUCCGGCGUAUGAGAGGACAACAGUUAACAUUGAAAGAGCUUAAAAGGCCAUUCAAUCGGGAACUCAAUUAUUCAUUAAACAAGAAGUUCACGGAUGCGAAGACCGACCCAUCGGUGGUCCGGCGUAUGAGAGGACAACAGUUAACAUUGAAAGAGCUGCUCCUCAAUGGCUUCAAAGUUCCCAUUUUGAUAGAAACGAAGGACGGCUUAGAGCUAACGGUUCCCACUAAAGAAGAGUUCGGGUAUCGGAAUCUAUUAGACCACUACAAAGCCGAUUACAUGUUGGAUGUGAUUGACGUGAAGAGACAAAUGAAUAUCAAAAUGAGAGUUCAAGACUUUGUCGAUAAGCAUAGCGUUGAAUACGAGCGAAGAUCUCAUGUUUAUAACUGUAUAAGUCUUGAAGUGAGCAAUAAUAGCCUUUCGGGUUCGGUUCGGGCGCCUAAUAUAGUCCAUAAGCUUAGUUGGGUUGACAAUUACUGGCCUGCAGUGGAAUCCCGACCCACGGUCUCAAAGUACUGUCUCAUCUCAAUGAAGGACUCGUUCACAGACUUUCACAUCGACUUCGGCGGCACUUCUGUCUGGUAUCACGUGUUGAGCGGAGAGAAAGUGUUUUUCAUAAUAAAGCCGACGAAACAAAACUUAGAGCAAUACGAGAAGUGGAUGUCAUCGCCGACUUCGACCGACCGUUUCCUGCCAGACAUC
This is a messenger RNA of Medioppia subpectinata, 1086 nucleotides long. NCBI's taxonomy places the organism in Eukaryota, Metazoa, Arthropoda, Arachnida, Sarcoptiformes, Oppiidae. The record is from the annotation of a GenBank genome assembly.